Meyerozyma guilliermondii ATCC 6260 is the source of this 1266-nucleotide messenger RNA. RefSeq lists its product as uncharacterized. Gene Ontology annotation, molecular function: protein serine/threonine kinase activity; ATP binding. NCBI's taxonomy places the organism in Eukaryota, Fungi, Ascomycota, Pichiomycetes, Serinales, Debaryomycetaceae. The coding region runs from base 1 to 1266 and encodes 421 amino acids. Gene Ontology annotation, cellular component: cytoplasm; nucleus. The record is from RefSeq and is a predicted model, not a curated record. Gene Ontology annotation, biological process: meiotic recombination checkpoint signaling; protein phosphorylation. The transcript has a single exon.
AUGACAAAUUACACCUUGUACGAACAGGGAAAGCUACUACUUAACGAAAAGUACAAGUACGUGUCGCCGAUACAAGAGGGUUCUUUUGGAAAAGUGACCCUAGCCAUUGAUGUGGAAACCAACACCAAGUACGCAAUGAAGGCGAUGUACAAAUCGAAUCCUGGCAUUUGCAACGUUGCACGUCAUGAGAUCAAGAUGCUCUCCAAGUUGGGAAACGGCAAUGCCAACAUCUGUCAGCUUGUGGAAUGGUUUGAAACGGACGAUUUUGUGAUUUUGAUGCUUGAAUAUUGUGCCAACGGCGAUUUGUAUGAUUUGAUCCAUUCGACCACCCAAGUGUCUGCCGUGGAUAUUUGGCACAUUGCCAGAGAAAUGCAGAGUGGUCUUGAGUACGCCCACAGCCUUGGCAUCUACCAUCGUGAUAUAAAGCCGGAAAAUGUCUUGUUUACGGAGUAUGGCCAGGUUAAACUCUGCGACUGGGGCUUAUCUACUACCAGAAGAUACAGCCGUGAUUUCAAAGUUGGAAGUGAAAAGUAUAUGGCACCGGAAUGCUUUGGUUCCAGACCAGACGUCAGCGAAUACGACUGUAAAUAUUCUGACUACUGGUCGUUUGGAGUAACUCUUCUCACAGCCAUCUUUGGUACUUCGCCCUUUAAGCCCAUGGGCGAGGCGAACACAGUGGAAGCCGAUUCCAACUAUAAGCAUUUUGUCAAUCACCAGAGAACAGAUGUAUUGUUUGACAUUUAUCCUACGAUGAACCAGCACUGUUUUGAGGUGGUGAUGACCGCAUUGAAGGUUGGAGGAGUCGAUGACGAUUUAUCAAGCUACAAGAGUAAGAUCGAGUCCAGGUCAUUGCAGAAGCUCAUCAGCACACUCCAGAACAACUGGAAAUUUGGUUUAACGAUUGACGAAGAAGACGAAUUAGAAGAUUUGAACCAUGAUGAUCAUGCUGUGUUUGACAUGGAUGAUAUUGACAUCGAGCAACAAACCUUACCUCUGCCACAAGAAAGCGAAAACCUCGACGUGGAGCGUCGUGCACGGAAACAAGAUGAACCUAAUAAGCAUCUGCCUUUUCCCUCGUUGGUGGAGUCGUAUCCACUGUCGAAAUCAUGGUGCGAUUUUGAUGAAGAUGAUUUUGAGAAGAUUUUUGACAACUUGUCGGUUGCAAAACGCGACAAAAAGUUGCGGUUGAACACGAUUGACGAGGGAAUCACCACCAAGCAUGGUCAAAUCCACAUUGUGGAGAACGAGAUUUACACUAGUGUGUAA